AUGAAAUCUCCGACAGGUGAGACGAUGGUGUGCACCGCGCCGACGGACCGAUCCGUUGUAGUGUCCGAUGACAAGCUGGCAUGGGAUAUCGAUGAGGAACGCAGGGCCAAGAGGAAAAUCGAUCUCACUGUGCUUCCGCUCCUCGUCUUGGGUCUGCUCAUGUUCCAGCUUGACCGCAUGAACCUCGCCUCAGCCCUCACAGCUGGCUUCGCGAGAGAUAUCAGCAUCAGUCAAGACACGAUCAAUCUGGGGAACCAGAUCAUGUUCAUGGGCACUGUCAUUUUAGAGAUUCCAUGCAACUUGCUUCUACAAAGGUUUGGUCCCCGAAAAUGGAUAUCCCUUCAAGUCAUCCUCUUCGGCACCGUCGCUACGCUCCAAGUCCUCGUCAAGAACCGCGCCGGCUUCCUCGCCACCCGCCUCAUCCUUGGCCUCGCCGAAGCCGGAUACAUCCCCGGAUCCAUGUAUACUUUGUCAAACUGGUACACCAAGCGCGAGUUGGCAAAGCGCAUUGCAGUCUUCAUGUUUGGGCAAUUCGGCGGCAAUGCCCUGAGCCCGCUCCUUGCCUCUGGCAUAUUGAAGUUGGCGGGGGAGGGCGGGUUGAGGGGAUGGCAAUGGCUUUUCCUGCUCGAGGGCCUGGCGACUCUUGUCGUAGCUAUGAUGCUCAUCUUUCUUCUCCCCGGGUCCCCCGAUACGCCGAAACCCCUAGGAAGUCAAGGUCUGAUUCGGUUUUCGCCAAGGCAACAGGAGAUCCUCCGAGAGAGGAUGCAGAUUGAUGAGCCUGGGAAAGUUGACGGAGUUCGGGGUAUCGAGAUUCCCUGGGCCCUCGUCUGGAAGACAGUGAAGCACUACAAGAGGUGGCCGCAUUAUGUAUCCACCUUUUGCGUCUUUUCGACGUGGUCACCGCUCACAACGUACACACCCUCCAUCAUCAUGGCCCUUGGUUUCGACCGCAUUAGCGCCAACGCUCUAGCCGCAGUCGGCGCGUCUCUCGCCAUGGCUGUGGUCUUUGCCUUUGCUAUGUUGAGUGAUCGGACGAACAAGAGAGGAUCAACAGUCCUACUGGGACACUUGUGCUACCUUUCCAUCCUGGUGGUAUCUCGAACCGUGCAUCCACAUGUCGGCAAGUGGUCGAGAUGGGGUUUGUGGACGGCGAUCAACGCAUUUGCUGUCUGUUACCACCCCGCGCACAACACCUGGUUGCAGGUCAACUGCCGAGACCCCGGAGAACGCAGCAUCGGAAUCGCCAUGUGGGUAAUGUCUGCCAUCAGUGGCUUGAUGGUGGGAUCUCAGUAUUUCAGGGGUAACGAUCUGCCUUUGUAG
Molecule: messenger RNA, 1320 nt
Organism: Colletotrichum orchidophilum
Lineage: Eukaryota; Fungi; Ascomycota; Sordariomycetes; Glomerellales; Glomerellaceae
Product: major facilitator superfamily transporter
Exons: 6
Coding region: 1-1320 (439 amino acids)
Biological process (GO): transmembrane transport
Cellular component (GO): membrane
Molecular function (GO): transmembrane transporter activity
Source: RefSeq, a predicted model, not a curated record